CCGCGGGUCACUAAAGCAGCACAGUGCUGCCGGAUACAACACACACAACACACUGGAGUUAGGGAGGUCGCCCGAACUUCUCCGGAGACGAAAGUUUCCCUUGGCUCCUCCUCUGGUGUAGUUCUGGAGCGAGACUGCUCUUCAUACCAAAUCUCAUUCUUGAAAUUCCACUCUGCUGUCAACCUCGGGAAAUAUUUAAAAAAUAUAUUAACCCAUCUCGGGCGCAGAAAAGCCCGCAACUUUUCUGAAAGUUGUUUUUUUUUUUUUAAAAACCCAAAACAAUAUAUGUAAGCUUUUCUCUUUAAAAAAAAAAAAAAAAACUGGGAAUCCUUCCAGCCCCCAGCUCGCCGUCUCGGGAUUGUGUUUUUUUUCCCAGCCCUCUGCCUGUUUAGUGAGUCCGAGCCACUUUGAGUUGCUCACACGCAGCUGCAAGCUUUUCCCAAAGUUUACCCGGGGCUCCAGAAACUUUUUUUUUGUUGGUCGUCGCCCGCUGCUGUUGUUUCCAAGUCCCGAGAUUUUUUUUUGUUGUUUUCGUUUCCUGCGAGCGAGAGACAGAGGGGAAAAAAAAAUCUCUCAAAGAGAAAACACCUCUAUCGGCUUGGAGGUCAUUUGGAAUAGCUAUCGGAAGUUUUCCCACCCGUUUCUUGUGGAAGUUUCACCCAGGGGGUUUCUCGCCAGUGAUCGACGGCUCUCCCCGGAGCCCCGCCAGCUGCCACCAUUGCGUCCAACGACUGGAAUGGGAGCGGAGGGAGCCCCAGCGACGGCAGGGAGGACGGGGCAGAGGCGCUGGAGAAAUCGCUGGACAAUGACGCGGAGGGAGUGUGGAGCCCCGACAUUGAGCAGAGCUUCCAGGAGGCCCUGGCCAUCUACCCGCCCUGUGGUCGACGGAAGAUCAUCCUGUCUGACGAGGGCAAGAUGUACGGCCGCAACGAGUUGAUAGCAAGAUACAUCAAGCUUCGGACUGGCAAAACACGCACAAGGAAGCAGGUGUCUAGUCACAUACAGGUGUUAGCCAGGAAGAAAGUACGAGAGUACCAAGCAAGUAUCAAGGUGUCUAGUCAUAUGCAGGUUCUUGCCAGAAGGAAAGCUCGUGAGAUUCAGUCCAAGCUAAAGGCAAUGAAUGUGGAUCAAGCUUCAAAAGAUAAGGCCCUCCAGAACAUGGCCGCCAUGUCCUCCGCACAAAUAGUCUCAGCGACUGCCAUGCAGAGCAAAUUGGGGAUAACACCAAUCCCACAGGCUUCCUAUCCAGGAACAGCCAGGUUUUGGCCUGGUCCGCUUCCUGGUCAGCCUGGGUCCUCUCAAGACAACAUCCCAGAGCUGGCAGGGUGUGGAUGGAGGCCCAGAGACCCAUGGAGCAGCACACCCACUGAGGGCCGCAGUGUGAAGCCCUUCGCCCAGCCAUCGUAUUCGAUCCAGCCUCCAGUACCACCACCCAUCACAAGCUACGAACCCUUGGGCCCUCUCACACCUCCUGCCACUAUCCCAGUGUGGCAGGACCGAACCAUUGCCUCCUCCAAACUCAGGCUGCUGGAGUACUCUGCCUUUGUGGAAGUGCAGAGAGACCCAGAGACGUAUAACAAACACCUCUUCGUACACAUUGGGCAGACAAACCCAUCCUACAACGACCCGCUCCUGGAGGCUGUGGACAUCCGUCAGAUCUACGACAAAUUCCCAGAGAAAAAGGGAGGGCUAAAGGAAUUGUUCGAGAAAGGACCACAGAACGCUUUCUUCUUAGUGAAGUUCUGGGCGGACCUGAACAGCAACAUCCAGGAUGGACCUGGGGCCUUUUAUGGCGUCAGCAGCCAAUACACUAGCUCUGAGAACGUGACCAUAACUUGCUCCACGAAGGUCUGCUCCUUUGGAAAACAAGUGGUAGAGAAGGUGGAGACAGAAUAUGCCCGACUAGAGAACGGAAGGUUUGUAUAUCGGAUCCAUCGCUCCCCAAUGUGUGAAUACAUGAUCAACUUCAUCCACAAACUCAAGCAUUUACCAGAGAAGUACAUGAUGAAUAGUGUGCUAGAGAACUUCACCAUCUUGCAGGUUGUGACCAACCGGGACACCCAGGAGACCUUGCUGUGUAUAGCGUUUGUGUUUGAGGUGUCAACAAGCGAGCAUGGUGCACAGCACCACGUGUACCGGCUGGUGAAGGACUAGCGCGCCCGUGCCCAAACAUCCCCUACACAGAGGGUGCUGCCACCUGCCAAGUAUCUACACAACUGGUGCCUGCUCAUUUUUACCAAACGCAAAACAAAAAAAAUCUAUUUUUCACGGAAACACAGAUAUUUUUACGUUGUUACGAAGAAA
Molecule: messenger RNA, 2304 nt
Organism: Leucoraja erinaceus (little skate)
Lineage: Eukaryota; Metazoa; Chordata; Chondrichthyes; Rajiformes; Rajidae
Product: transcriptional enhancer factor TEF-5-like
Exons: 16
Coding region: 916-2154 (412 amino acids)
Biological process (GO): embryonic organ development; regulation of transcription by RNA polymerase II; hippo signaling
Cellular component (GO): transcription regulator complex
Molecular function (GO): DNA-binding transcription factor activity, RNA polymerase II-specific; RNA polymerase II cis-regulatory region sequence-specific DNA binding
Source: RefSeq, a predicted model, not a curated record